This is a messenger RNA of Musa acuminata AAA Group (dessert banana), 1749 nucleotides long. Its product is annotated as ubiquitin carboxyl-terminal hydrolase 4. Gene Ontology annotation, molecular function: cysteine-type deubiquitinase activity. Bases 342 to 1445 code for a protein of 367 amino acids. Gene Ontology annotation, biological process: protein deubiquitination. The transcript has 6 exons. The record is from RefSeq and is a predicted model, not a curated record. Gene Ontology annotation, cellular component: cytosol; nucleus. NCBI's taxonomy places the organism in Eukaryota, Viridiplantae, Streptophyta, Magnoliopsida, Zingiberales, Musaceae.
AAAAUAAAGAAAACCUUCAGAUCGAUCGAUCGAUCGAUCACUGUUUUAACUUCUUUCUUUCGCUAUUCCACCCUCGAUCAUUUCUUCUCCGACACUCUCUCGCCCGUACGCCGAACGAACGGGAGCCGCCAGAAUUCGCUUCGCCCUCGUCAUCAGAGACCGUGCCUCAAACCCUAGAAGCUCGAGCCUACUCGUGAUCUCUCACCGUGGAGACCCCUUCGUCAACGGAGGCGAGCGGAACGGCGGCCGAGAGGGGGCCGGAGAGGUCGCGUUCCGGUCUUGGUCUAGGGUUCCGGUACCUCACCGGGGUCGCCGGCGGCUGGUGGGACAAGUGGACAGUCAUGGGGGCCGCCGGCUCCAAGCUUGAGAAGGCCCUCGGCGACCAGUUCCCUGAAGGCGAGCGCUACUUCGGCCUUGAGAACUUCGGCAACACCUGCUACUGCAACAGCGUCUUGCAGGCUCUAUAUUUUUGUAUUCCUUUCCGGGAGCAGUUACUGGACUAUUAUGCAAAUAACAAGAAUCUGGGCGAUGUUGAAGAAAACCUUCUAACAUGUUUGGCAGACCUAUUUACUCAGAUUAGCUCCCAAAAGAAAAAAACUGGUGUUAUUGCUCCAAAACGCUUUGUGCAGAGAGUGAAGAAACAGAAUGAGUAUUUCCGUAGUUAUAUGCACCAGGAUGCUCAUGAGUUUUUGAAUUUCUUGCUGAAUGAGCUUGUUGAUAUUCUGGAAAAAGAGUCUGAUGCUGCAAAAAGUUCCCCAGAAACCUUGUCACCAUCUAAAAAGAUUGCCAAUGGACCAAGCCAUCCUGUGGCUAAUGGUGUGCAAAAGGAGCCACUUGUUACAUGGGUUCACAAGAACUUUCAGGGCAUACUGACCAAUGAAACAAGAUGCUUACGUUGUGAAACUGUUACUGCAAGGGAUGAAACAUUUCUUGACUUGAGCCUUGAUAUUGAGCAGAACAGUUCUAUAACAAGCUGCCUCAAAAACUUCAGUUCAACAGAGACCUUAAAUGCUGAGGACAAGUUCUUCUGUGAUAAGUGCUGCAGUUUGCAGGAAGCACAGAAGAGAAUGAAGAUCAAGAAGCCACCACAUAUUCUUGUGAUCCACCUCAAAAGGUUCAAAUACAUCGAGCAGCUUGGUCGGUACAAGAAAUUAUCGUACCGUGUGGUGUUUCCCAUGGAGCUGAAACUUACUAACACGGUCGAAGAUGCGGACUCCGAGUACUCUCUCUUUGCAGUUGUGGUCCACGUGGGGAGCGGUCCCAACCAUGGUCACUAUGUUAGCCUUGUCAAAAGCCACAACCACUGGUUGUUAUUUGAUGAUGAAAAUGUGGAGAUGAUCGAUGAAUCAACUGUGCAGACAUUCUUUGGUUCCUCUCAGGAGUUUUCAGGCAACACAGAUCAUGGGUACAUCUUGUUCUACGAGAGACUUGGUGGAAAGAGCUAAAAAAAACCCUUUGCUUACAUUUCCUUCUGGCCUUUCUACCUGUAUUAGCUCUUUCCAAUUUUUACUCCAUGUAACACAAUCGGAAGCUCUUGGGAUUUUGUGAGGUGAGCGAGCUAGUGAGAGGAUGUGAUGGUUUGGGUGGAUGCAAUGUACAGUGGAUGGUGGAAAAGCACUGUCCGUUUGUUCUAAGAAUAAAAUAGAAAUGUACGUGGGUGGCAGGAGCUUAAGGUACAACUUUUUCCUGUACUUGUUGUGUUUUUGGCUUUUUGGACGUCUAUGAAUACAGAGUGCGAUUCUUCCACUA